GCAUUACUAGAUUUGAUCUAGAUCUACAUCUAGAUCUAGUUCAUCUCUAGAUCUAUCAUCUAGAAUCUAAAUUCUAGAUCGAGACUCUAUAUAUAGAUAUAUACUAUAUACUACUGUAACUAUAGUCUAUACUUAGAGUCAAUAGUCAUAGAUCUACAUCUUUAAUGAUAAUCUAGAUCUAGAGUAGUCUAGAAUCUAGAUUAAAUCUAAAUAUCGGCUAUGUAAACUGUCAUAAUAAAUCAAAAUAUGAUGAUUGAGGUAUUUACCAAAAAGCGUAUUUUGAUCUUGUCUGCUUUUGUAGCCUCAUUCACAAUAGCUGCACUGGUUCUUAAAAGUCACUGGGAAUACACCAGACAAUUAGCAAUGCAAGAGGAGAGCAUUAAAAGCAAAGUUAAAAAAGCUGCAUCAUGUGAUGUAUUCUCAUCUGUUUCUCAUUGCCAGAGAUGUCCCAAAGAAGAACUGAGGUCUGAAAUUUCCUAUUGCAUGCAGACAGGUUAUAAAGAAUUGAUUAAAUGUGAUAAUGGAAAAGAAGAGUAUAUUUGGUGUGAUAUUUCCCCUGCUGUUGAAGAAUCUGACUUCUGGAAAUUUGAGUUAUGCACACUUUUGCUGGGAUUGUCAUCAUAUGCUGUGGUUUAUUUGCGGCAAAGAAAACUUGAUAAGAGACUCAUGGAAAAAAUUAAUAAACAAAUAGCAGCUGGGAUAUGAGGCCUAUUCUAUGCACUAAACUGAAAUGUGGUUUGUGAAUUAAUUUUUAGUUGUUUGUUUGGUUAGUAGCAUAUAUUCCUUUUUUUUUAAGAAUGAACAAAAAAUGUGUGAAGCAUUCCUUGUGAUUUAAGUUGUGAUAUUAUUUUCUGAUGAAAUCAGCCACCAGGUGAAAAAGUAAUUUUGAAGAAAUAAAAAUUUCCCAAUAGAUAUUCUAAAGAGAGACUCAUUUGAUCAGAAAUCCAAAGGUUUUUAGAGAGUGACUAUACUUAAUACUUAAUCCUCCUAGUGUCUUGUUCUGUCAGUGACUGACACAUUUAUGUUUUAAUAUAUGAUGUUAUAAGUGACUUCAAAAACAAUAUUGUCCAUAUAAAUGUAAAAAUUAGUAACUUUAUUGUGUAGCAACUUAUAUUUAAUCUAGUGAAAAUCAAAUUGAUAAAAUCUCUCUAGCUCUCAAAAGGUUGAGAGCCCUUGCCAUGACAAACAGUGAAAAUGUUGAACAGUUUUUGUUUGUCUUGGUUGUUAUGGAAUAAGAAUGAAAACAAGACUUGUGUGUGUACUUUAUUGACUCAAAUAGUGUUAAUCAUUUAAUUGUAUAUAAAUAUUGCUUUCUUUAUCAACUUUGUUUCUACUUCAUUUAGUAACUUUAAAACAGGUUAAAAUUGUUUUGAUUUAUAAUUUCAUUCACCAUAAAUUAUUAUUUUAUUUUUAACUCUUCUUAAAGAGUGACUUAGGGGCAAUGUUUAUGUAAAUAUGGAUCCAAGUACAUUGUUAAAUCAAGGUUUUUCUUUCUUUUAAAGUUGUCAUGAAAUGAAAGAAUUUUACAUUUUUAAAUGUUGAAAGCAUAAAGUUUUACUGCACCAGCCAGCCCUCCUCUGUCCUUAGUCACGCCACAUUGGUUCAAUAAAACAAGAAAAGUGGCUUGUAUUUUUUUUUUAACUAUUUCUAUUUGUCUUGUCUUUGUUACUGCAAUCUUACCUUGCUACUAGCCAAGAUUUUAAAAGUAUUUUUUUUUAAAUUGCAAAUACUAAUUGAUUGUGUUAUAGCAAGUCAAACCUGAACAUUUUAAUGAAAAUGAAUAAUAGGAAUUGGUUAGUAAUGUUAACAGGUCUAAAAUAAACUUAAAUACUAGAAAUGUAUUAAGUAUCUUUCUGUAUGAUCCUGUCUGAGGGAUAGGUCAGUUAAAUCAAAUUAGUUGUUACUGACUUCCAUUACAGAGAUGCCUACAAGUGCGCAUCUUGUAUAUUUUGUAUGCAAAUGGACUAAAAAAUACACUAGUACGGCUUGUCAUCUGAAAAUACAAAUUUCCCCCUCUAAAGCAAAAAAAAAAAAAAAUUACAUAAAAAAAAAGUAGUUCUUGCUAUAGAUCAGUGCGUCAGUGGCUGGAAAUGGACUAUUCCUAUUAGAUCUACCACGAGGUAGUAUUGCUUUUUUUUUUCCAGUGUCUGGAUACCUUGUAACAAAAUUGCCUGUAAAUAAAACUGCUUUUAUAGAAUUAGAUGUCACUGAUCAAACUAAGCAAACUAUUACAUCUGGUGUAAGUCUAAUUUCACUUGUAACAAAAAUUCCUCUUCUUUUGAAUGAAUUUUCUGUUGCCACUAUUAUGGAAUGUUGAAUACACUAGAGGUAAUAUGAUCAUAAAAUCAUUGCCAACUGACAAGAAGGGCAUCUUUCUAACAUUUUCUAGAAAAGUCUAUGAGGAACACUCUAAGUUUAAAUAUUUUGACAAAUGUACAGAAUGUCUUAUAUAACUUUAAGCUGUGCUAACUUAAGAAUUGCUGCAUUUCUUGUAUGUUACCUGAGUAUAUGUAUCUUUAUAUUUAGGAACAUACAUAUUUGCAUUUUGGCAUGUAGGCAUCUCUGCCAUUAGUAAAGGAAGAAUAGUUAUGGCCAUAUAUUUGUUCUUAAGAUGCUAAGAAAUGAUCUACAUCUGGCCAGACUUUUGACCAUGGAAUUCAUCUCUAUUAGAAUCUAUGAUAUUGUUUGCAAUAUUCCAUGUAUAUAUUACUAAUUAAGCUUGAGCUAUGUUAUAGUCAAAGUAGAGGUAAAUUAUUUGCUUACUAAAUCUAACAAUAUACAGGAUUAAUUAGAACUGUGCAAGUUCAUUGAAAGUCAGUACUAGCCUAUUGACCAUUAUUUCAUCAUUUCUUAUUGUAUUAUUAUUAUUAUAUAAAUAAACCGUAUGGUUUAAAUA
This is a messenger RNA of Biomphalaria glabrata, 2896 nucleotides long. RefSeq names its product protein JTB-like. Gene Ontology annotation, cellular component: membrane; midbody; spindle. Bases 247 to 705 code for a protein of 152 amino acids. The transcript has 6 exons. Lineage: Eukaryota; Metazoa; Mollusca; Gastropoda; Planorbidae. The record is from RefSeq and is a predicted model, not a curated record. Gene Ontology annotation, biological process: mitotic cytokinesis.